AUGUUGAAUCAUGACUUCAAGCGAAGAGCCGAGGGCUACGGAGCCCCUGUUAACGCUUUUGAUGUACAGAAAUUCUCUGAGCGUGAAUGGCCAACGUUCCCGCAGAUCGAGUGGCCUCCUGAGGGGUUGACAGAUUUGGGUUUAACCUAUCAGGUCCAGGCUGUAAUUUUUGGAAACCCCUGGCACCCGGAGGCUGAGAGGAAGACCCUUGUCCUCCCACCUCCGCCGGAGGACCCCAUCCUGGCAGAGCCACCCCCGUAUCUGUCAGCCUUGAUGGUGGCUCCCCCUGAAGAUCCUCUGAGUCCAUCUCAUACCCGCAGUGGGGCAAAGUACCAACCCCCACAUUCAGCCCCCUCUCCGGACUCCUCUGGAGCCCCGAUGUUGCCUUUGCGCCAGGUGGCCGCCCCCAACGGGAAGGAACAGCCUUUUAUGGUUUACGUCCCUUUUUCGACCAGUGACCUCUACAACUGGAAGAAUCAGAAUCCCUCUUUCUCUCAGAAUCUACAGGGAUUAAUCUCCCUCUUGGAGUCUGUCUUUUUCACCCACCAGCUCCUCCAGACUCUUUUCACCUCAGAGGAGAGAGAGCGAGUCAGGUUGGAGGGAAGGAAAUUGGUUCUUGGCCCCCACGGCCAACCGUCUUCAGAGUCAGCACGGCUCAAGGCUAUCUUCCCACUCUCCCGCCCCUCCUGGGACCCCAACAUGGAGCGAGGUAAGGAGGCUCUCAAUUGGUAUCGCCAGACUCUGCUGAGGGGAAUCCGAGCUGCUGCGCAGAAACCCACCAAUUUGUCUAAGGUAACUGAAACUGUACAGGGACCGAAUGAAUCUCCCGCCACUUUUCUAGAGCGCCUGUGUGAAGCCUACAGGCUCUACACACCCAUAGAUCCUGAUACGCCUGAGAAUCGGCAGGCAGUUAACAUCGCUUUCAUGUCCCAGUCGGCCCCAGACAUUAGAAAGAAAAUAUUAAAAAGCAUCGCAGUCCACAUAAGAAGACUGAAAAAAAGCGGAAUCUUAGUCCCUUGCCACUCCCCGUGGAAUACCCCAUUGCUUCCUGUACAGAAACCAGGAACGGAGGACUUUAGACCCGUUCAGGACUUAAGAGAGGUCAAUAAGAGGGUAGAAACUAUACAUCCCAAAGUGCCUAAUCCAUAUACCCUCCUGAGCCUGUUAUCUCCCCAUCAUCAGGAAUACAGAGUUCUAGACCUAAAGGAUGCCUUCUUCUCCCUGCCUCUGGCCUCAUCCAGCCAGCCCAUUUUUGCUUUUGAAUGGACAGACCCAGAUGAAGGGAAAUCAGGACAAUUGACCUGGACACGGUUACCCCAGGGGUUCAAAAAUUCCCCCACUCUGUUCAACGAAGCCCUCAACCAGGACUUGGGCCUGUUCAGGCAGGAACAUCCAGAAGUCACCCUACUCCAGUAUAUAGAUGACCUCCUCCUUGCCGCGGCAACCCAGAGCAAGUGUAGGGAGGCUACUGAAGCCCUGUUGAGAACCUUGGGAGAAAUGGGGUACCGGGUGUCUGCUAAAAAGGCCCAACUUUGCACCCCAAAAGCUACUUACCUGGGGUAUGAGCUCAGCGGAGGAAAAAGGACCCUGUCGGCUAGCCAAAUAUAGGCUAUCAUGCAAAUCCCCGUCCCCAAGACAAAGAAGCAGGUGUGGGAAUUCCUCAGAGCAGUAGGAUAUUGCCGCCUUUGGAUAUUAGGUUUUGCAGAAAUAGCAAAACCCCUGUAUACCUGCACCGGGGGAAAGACUGAGGAACUAAACUGGACUGAAAUUGAAACUAAGGCUUUUCAAAAUCUUAAGCAAGUCUUAGUCAGCGCACCAGCAUUAGUGCUGCCAGACCAAAAGCCAUUUCAGUUACAUGUGGCAGAGGCUCGGGGAAUCGCACAGGGGGUGUUAACCCAAUCCCUGGGACCAUGGAAAAGGCCUGUGGCAUACUUAUCCAAGCAGCUAGACCCUAUGGCUGCAGGGUGGCUGGGGUGUUUGAGACCAGUGGCAGCUACAGCUAUAUUGGUAAAGGAAGCCUCGAAACUCACCCUCAGGCGACUUGCUCCACAUUCUGUGGAGGCACUGUUGCGAAGCCCACUGGAGCACUGGCUCUCGAAUGCUCAGAUCACCCAGUAUCAGGUACUCUUGCUUGAUCCCCCGCGAGUCAGUUUUCUCAAAACAGCGACACUAAACCCUGCUACCCUGUUGCCUGAUAACGACCCCGAGAAGCCCCUCCAUGACUGCACUGAAACCCUGCCCUCACUCAAGAACCUUUGAGAGGACCUGACAGACCAGCCCCUGCCAGACCCUGAUGAGACCCUAUACACUGAUGGAAGCAGUUUUGUGGUCGAAGAGACCAGGUACGCAGGAGCAGCGGUCGUGACAGCUGACAAGGUAAUCUGGGCACAGGCACUGGGGCAUGGGACAUCAACUCAGAAGGCAGAGCUAAUAGCCCUCACCCAAGCUCUACGGUGGGGGAAGGGAAAGGCAGUGAAUAUAUACACGGACAGCCGAUAUGCAUUUGCCACUGUUCAUGUUCACGGGGCCUUAUACCAAGAAAGGGGACUCCUAACAUCAGGAGGGAAGGAAAUCAAAAAUGUACCAGAAAUCCUUACCCUCCUUGUGGCCCUUUGGAUGUUGAAGGCGGUGGCAGUCAUACACUGCAAAGGACAUCAGUCAACUGACAUCCUGGAGGCACAGGGAAACGCCUUCACAGAUAAAACAGCCAAGGAAGUCACCCAGAAACCAGUGGGGCCCCUCCAUAUUUUACCAGAGGUUACUGCGCUGGGGAAAAGACUCUAGGCAAAAGAAACAUCUGGAAGAUGGAAAGAAUUGCCGGACCAGAGGCUGCUCACUCCGGAGGCCCUGGGAAAGGAACUCAUUUCCCAGAUCCAUCAGAGUACUCAUCUGGGGGGAACCAAGCUGGUAGAACUGCUUAAACGAGAUUAUUAUAUUCCUAAGCUCUUUCAGGUCUCAAAGGACAUCGCAAGGAGAUGUCACAUCUGUGCACAGGUAAACCCCAGGAAGCAGUCCCCAUUAGUCGAGGGAACCAGACUCAGAGGGAAAAGUCCUGGAGAGCACUGGGAAGUAGACUUUACAGAAUUACCCCCAGGUCUGGGAGGAUAACGCUACUUGCUGGUUUUCGUGGAUACGUUCUCAGGAUGGCCAGAGGCUUUCCCUACCAAGUCUGAAACAGCACAAGUAGUAGUAAAGAAGUCAAUCUCAGAACUUGUCCCCAGGUUUGGCCUACCUGUUGCAAUGGGGUCCAACAAUGGCCUGGCAUUCAUUGCCCACAUCACUCAGUUAUUGGCAAAGAUACUAGGUAUAAAUUGGAAAUUACACUGUAUCUAUAGACCUCAGAGCUCUAGACAGGUAGAAAGGAUGAAUCGGACCUUGAAGGAAACCCUGACAAAACUAAAACUGGAGACUGGCAAAAACUGGGUAAGCCUCCUCCCUUUUGCCCUACUCCGGGCCCAUUGCACCCCGUAUGUAAAGGGCCUCACCCCUUUUGAGAUUCUGUUCGGACAACCCCUACCACUACUUCCCAAGCUAGGGGAAGAAAUAUUAGCAUCCCUUUCUAAUAAUAACCUCCUGAAGUCCUUACAGGCUUUACAGUUGAGCUACAGACUUAACCACCAGCUGGUCCAAGAGGCUCACUUAGACCCACCCUCCAGGACCGGGCCUGGACCACCUCUCUUUCAAUCGGGAGACCUGGUGUGGGUUCAGAGGCACGAGCCAUCAUUGCUGGAAGCCAGGUGGACUGGGCUCUUCACUGUCAUCCUCAGCACCCCAUUGGCUAUAAAGGUUGCCAGAAAGAGACACUGGAUUCACCAAACUCAAGUAAAAAAGGCGAAAUCCGAGGACCCCACUGAAUGA
This is a messenger RNA of Myotis brandtii (Brandt's bat), 3858 nucleotides long. RefSeq lists its product as uncharacterized. Gene Ontology annotation, molecular function: nucleic acid binding; RNA-DNA hybrid ribonuclease activity. Lineage: Eukaryota; Metazoa; Chordata; Mammalia; Chiroptera; Vespertilionidae. Gene Ontology annotation, biological process: virion assembly; DNA integration. The record is from RefSeq and is a predicted model, not a curated record.